Pediculus humanus corporis (human body louse) is the source of this 3954-nucleotide messenger RNA. RefSeq lists its product as uncharacterized. The transcript is spliced from 5 exons. Bases 1 to 3954 code for a protein of 1317 amino acids. NCBI's taxonomy places the organism in Eukaryota, Metazoa, Arthropoda, Insecta, Psocodea, Pediculidae. Gene Ontology annotation, cellular component: cytosol. Gene Ontology annotation, biological process: regulation of cell shape; cell migration; cortical actin cytoskeleton organization. The record is from RefSeq and is a predicted model, not a curated record. Gene Ontology annotation, molecular function: actin filament binding; small GTPase binding.
AUGCAACAAAUCCCUCUUUAUUUAUCACAAUCGACGGGAUCGAUAGAGAGACUAUCGACGGAUUCGUCUUUGAAAAAAAACAAACGACAAUCGUCGCCGACGGUGAAAAAUGGAGAUGAUAAAUCGACAAAAGACAAAGAUCACAGUCUCAAACUGGAGAAAAAAGAUUCCAAAAAUAAGGAAAACAUAUUGAAAGGUUCUAAAAACGAUAUAAAUAUCGAUUUUAAAAAUCCGAUAUUGGCUCUGGCGACGCAAGAAGGUGAAAUGAGUCUGAGACAAUUCUCCAGCGUCACGGAAUUACUUGGAAAAUUAAAAGUUGACCUUAAAUUGUCUUUUCCCAGUUUCGUUCAAGAAUUCGUAGGAGAUCCAGUUGACGGGAUCACGCUUUUACUGGAAUUGUUAAGAGCUAUACAAUUGUCGCAAGCGACGCAACAACAAAGGCGACCACCUCAGAUAUUUCGAAGAGCUUUACUAGACGAACAUUCUUGUCUCGUUUGUUUGAAACAUUGUUUGCGUUGUUCUGAUGCCACGAGAAGGUUGGCCUCAUCUUCCGCCGGACUUUUCACACUUGCCGUUUGCAUUAUGAGUAAUGUUACGCAAUCGAGAAUAAUUGCUUUGGAGGUGACUUGCGAAAUACCGAUAAUCGGUCACAAAGCUGUUUCCGAAUCUUUGUCAACUCUCAGAUUAAGAUUUGGAGAACCCGUUAGGUUUAGAUUUUUGGUUGGAAUGUUGAACAGCGCAGGAACGAUCGAGUUGUUGGCGAUCGCCAUGAAAUUUAUAAAUGUUUUCGUGGAUACCGCACCAAACAUUCAACAAAAGGUUUACAUACAAGCCGAAUUGGAACAAGCAGGAUUCGAUUCGAAAGCUUUGCGAAAGACUCUUCCGUGCAAUUCCGAGAGUGUUAAAAUAGAACUUAGCAGAUGGGAUAAAAGCUACUUCGACGUUGAAAAUUUACAAAACAGAGUGGAAGAAGUCGAUACACUUACUGAAAAAAUUCAAUUAUUGGAAAAAAGGAUAGAGAUUUUACAAGAGGAAAAAGGAAUUUUACAAUCUCUCGAACAAUGUUUAAAAGAAAGAUGUUCGGAGUUGGAAGAGGAAAUGAGCAUAAAAACAAACACGACGAAUAAAACUCCUUUGACGAAACCUUUUCUCAAUUACAAUUCGCAGGCAAACAAAAGAAGUACAGAAAAGGGUGAAUCCACUCCGGCUGAGGACGAAGGUAUCAGUUCGUCGGAGCAAGAAUUAUCUCAAGACGAAGAUUACACCAAGGCUAGAAAUAUAUACGGUAAUUCGAACGAAUUAAAACAAAAUUUAAAUUCAGAUGAAUCUCGAAGGAUCGUGAACAAAGACUCGAACAAGUGCCAAGAGAAAUUAAUAACGAAUAAUUGUACGACAAAAAAUUAUAAAAAUAUUCGGUGCGGCGGCGGUAAAAUGAAAGAAACGAACGUGGACGACGGUAACGAAAUCAUUAGAAUGGAAAGGGAAAGCAAUGACGAAGACGAAACAACAAUCGACGAAGUCAUAGAAGAAUUGGAAAACAUCGUUAACGAUGCUAAAACGGAAGCUUAUGCAAACGAACAAAUCAUAAAAACAAACGCGAGCGAAAAAAUCAAUUCGUGCGAUGCCGCCGGUAAAACGACCAAACAGGAAAUGAUAAUGACGGACGCUAUUAAAAACGGAACGAUUUCCGCUCGAUUUCCGGAAAAGGAAAUUUUCGAAGAAACGGAAAUCAUACCGUCGUAUUUACACCCGCAACCUCCGAGAAAAGCUAAAAGUUUGGUACACAUAUAUUUUCCGAGUAGAGAUUUCGAUGGGUACGACCACCAUCACAACCACCACCAUCACCAUCACGUGAAAAGUGGUGAAUUCUUCGACGAAGACACUGAUACCGAAUCAUCCGAUUCUCUACUCACGGCAACGCGGGAAAAAAAAUCAAUGAACAAAAGUUGUCGUAGGUCUCUGAACGUAACCGAUAGUUUUGGAUCCUUUUCAAGCACGAACACUCGAAGUCUUUUCAUAAAACACGAAAAAGAAGACGAUGAUUACCAAGAUGAGAACGAAUUGAAAAUUCGCGCGAAGAUGCAGGGCUACGAAGAAAGAAACAUUGACGAAGAAGAAAUCAAACGGAAACAUUUAAAAAUAAAAAACAAUCAAUUUAAUUCGGCGGAAAAUUCACCGGUGAGAGUGGAAAAUUUUUCCUCGCAGUUUUUCUUCAAGGACAACAAAUUCAUGGGAGACGUGAGAAAAACAAUUCAAAAAGAUUUUAUUAACGAUAGAAUAAUGAAUAACAGAUCGACCGAUAGAAUACACGAUAACGGAUUCAAUAAUUUCUACGAGAAGGCAGCGUUUUUUCAAAGCUUUAAUAAAUUUAAUAAUAAUAAUAAUAAUGGUAACGUCGACGGGAAAAAAUUCGUGCAUGAAAAUUCAUUUAAAAGAUCCCCGCAAAAAAUUAUCGCGCCGACGCCGGUCAAAAGAAGUCAAACGUUUCACAUAACGACGACGACGACGACGACGACGUCAUCAGAAACGGAUCCCUAUUACAAACGUGGUACCCCCAAACCUAAAAUGGGAGUGAGCGGUAUAGAUUUUCAAAGAAACAUGGAACUCAAAGCGAAAAAUGAUAAUUUGAGAUAUUCCGCCGUAUCCGAUUAUAAAAAAAACAUGGACGCGAACGAUAAACGUUCGAAGAAAAUUUUAAAAGAAUCUCUAAGCACGGAUACCACCACCACCACCACGUACGGGUACUACGAAAACGGAUCUCAAAUACGUAGAAGAGGAAGUUUUAACAGUGCGUUAAACGUCGUGGAAAUCGAAAGAGAUCGUCUCACACCGAACGGCGAUAAUUUUUUUUUCACUAAUAAUAAUAAUAAUAAUAAUUGCGGUAAAGAGAUUUUGUUGGAAAAACCGUGCGCAAAAGCGAGAUCGAAAAGCUUGGAAAAAAUGGACGAAGGUUUGGAUUCACUCGUGGAUAUAGUUUACGACGAAACGAAAAAGGGUAAAAUAAAACCGGAAUUGAAUGUUGAAAUGAGUAAAAAUAUCGGGCCGAGAACGAGGAGAAGUUUAGCAGAAAGCAGUUUGUUUAAUCCUCCCAACACGACGGGUAAACAUCCGACGGAAGAAUCACCAAAGCCUCCGAAACCAGCUCAAAGAACGUCGAUAACGAGACACAAUUCGACAUCACGUCACGACGUGACGAAAGAAAACGAGAAAAUAUCGAUGCCGGGCAGGAAUUCAAAUAAUUCAGGUAUGAGAGUAAUUAAAACGGAAGAUGGCGGAAGUUUUUCCGUUACGAAAAGAUGUCCUCCGGACGGUUCGAGUUCUCCGAACGAUUACAAUUCAACGAGUUUGGAAAAUCGAAAUUUACCGGACGAUAAAAUACCUAUUUACUCGGUUCCCGUCAAACAACAAUCGAAACUUCAAAAAUAUUUCGGUAGUCCAAAAUUUGAAAAUCACGCCGAUGUACAGACGACGACGACGACGAAUCAUCAAAACGUGGUUAGAAACAGUUCGAUCGGGUCGAACAAAACAAACGAAAUGACGUCACUCGUUAGUCCAAUGCCAAGAAACGUGCAACAAAACGUGAGCGAUGAAAAUAAAAAUCACCAUCGGACCCCCAACACCGCCACGACCGCGGUAAAAGAAUACAAGCCGGUUUUUCCAAAGAGCAGCGCCUCGAAACCAAAUUUCCUUCUAGGUACGUAUCAAUCCCAAGACACCAAAAACAUUCCAAAACCUUCUUCGUCCGUAUUGAAUUCCGUGAACGCGUUCAACAGCACGUUUCUGGCUAAAAAAUCCCAGGGAAACGUUAAAAUGUAUCCGUCAUCAAAAACGACGACGAUGACGUCAACAAAUUGUUCUUCCCAAAAUCGUCGCAAUUUGAAUGUUCGACAAUCUAUGACCGGAAAUUCAUCUCCUUUGGAAAAAUUAACGGAUUCUCCAUCGGGACUUUAUUAA